UUUUCUUUUUCGUUCUAUCCCUUUUCAAACUUGCAUUUUGCCAAUUAACAAGUCCCCGCUAAAUAGAAAGCCCUAAUUACGAUAAUCGAAAAGGUUGUUCUAUGAAAUUCCCAAAUUCUACCAGAGUCAGACGGCUUCUUAUGCGCAGAUCUGAAGGUUAUCGUGAAGUUGUGAUGGGAUAAUAUUGGAAGAUCCGUGGUCUGUUGUGAGUAAUCACAAAUAUUAUAUUUUUGUUAUUGAAAAGUAUUGAGAUUGGAAAACCGAAGCGGGGAGGGGAGUAAAAGAUACUUGGAACAUGGAUUGGUCGGAGAAAAAUCUAUGCAUUAAGUGCAAUAAAGCCGACAAUCUGUUGAUUUGCAGCGAAAAUGGCUGUCCUUUAGCUAUGCACGAAGCAUGUAUGGGUUGUCGAGCGAGGUUUGACGAUGCGGGCGACUUCUAUUGCCCCUACUGUUUAUACAAGAAAGCUGUUGCAGAAUUACGUCAAGCAAGGGAAUAUGCUCUCGAAAGAAAGAAAGCUUUAUCGCUCUUUAUGGAUAUAAAUGUGGGAGCCAAUGAAAGACGUUUGCAAGAAAAUAAGGGAGAUGAAGCUAAUGGUCAUCAUCAAUUAAAAGUUAGUGAACCAAAUGUAAAUAACGACGUAUGUAAUGACGAGGGGCACAAAAGCAACAACUUAGGAGAAGAAGAAGAAAAGAUCGAGGAAGAGGAUUCGGAAGGUUCUGAAAGAUCCAGUGGUCAAGAACCUUCGAUUAAUUCGCGUGAUGAACAAAAUAUCAGAAACGAAGAUGGAAAAACGGCUAAUGAAGAGGAGCAUGAAGACCCUUCAGUUGAGAUACACGAAGACAAAACCCGUAAUUCGGAAGAAGAAAAUAUUCACGAGGAGAGAUGUGAAACUUCCUCUGAUUCGACUAGCAACGAUUCCUCACAAUCUCUGCGCGAGAGAACUAAGAGAAAGCUGAGAUUCAAAAGAAGUAAAACAAAAAUCAGGGAAACCAGAGCUGUUUCGGUGCAAAGUAAGCGUGUCAAAAUGGUUGAAAACGAUAAGCAGAGAUCUCCAGCUUCGACUUCGUCAAUGAGAUCUUCUAGAAUGUCGUCUUCUUCUGCUCCUAGAACCGAAAGAGUUGAUCAUGCUUCUAGAGGGUCGAAAAAAGGUCGACAUUCUUCGGUCCAAAUAGCUAACGAGACGUUUAGUGGUAAGAAACGAAGGAGAUUAUUUUGGAGUGUGGAAGAGGUAGAGAAGCUGAAGGAAGGAAUAGAAAAAUAUUCAACCGAAAUAAACAAAAAUAUUCCUUGGAGGAAAAUCUUGAUGUAUGGUCACGGUGUGUUUGAUGAAACUCGUACUCCGGGUGAUCUUAGGGAGAAAGGGAGGAAAUUGUUCACAAAGUAAGAGUUUUAACAUUGUAACGAUCGAGUUCCAUUUGUUUUAUUUUAGCCUUGGAAGUUAGAUAUGUAAUUUAGUACUUCUCAAUUUCUGCUAUAACUGCUCUGUGUUUUGAUGCUUUUUUUUAGUAGAAGUUUUUAUCCUAGAAAUCCCAUAAAUGAAUCGGAUUGAAUCGAUCACCCGAUUGCUUGAGUUUAUACAGUUUCGUAGAUUGUGUAAUUUACACCUAGAACUAUAAAUGAAUCGGAUUGAAUCAAUCACCCGAUUGUUUGGGUUUAUUCAGUUUCACAAAUUGUGUUUGAGC
Erythranthe guttata (spotted monkey flower) is the source of this 1682-nucleotide messenger RNA. RefSeq lists its product as uncharacterized. The record is from RefSeq and is a predicted model, not a curated record. NCBI's taxonomy places the organism in Eukaryota, Viridiplantae, Streptophyta, Magnoliopsida, Lamiales, Phrymaceae.